Nematostella vectensis (starlet sea anemone) is the source of this 2953-nucleotide messenger RNA. RefSeq lists its product as uncharacterized. The transcript is spliced from 7 exons. Bases 800 to 2431 code for a protein of 543 amino acids. NCBI's taxonomy places the organism in Eukaryota, Metazoa, Cnidaria, Anthozoa, Actiniaria, Edwardsiidae. The record is from RefSeq and is a predicted model, not a curated record.
AUCCAACUUUUAGCCUGCGUAUCAGGCGAUUUUAUUUUUGUAUCCACAUAUAUUCUUCAAAGGGGACGAUAAAACCAACUUGCAGCUUUUCCAGCUUUUCCGUACCCAGGGGUAGUGCAGGGGGUGCGAACGCACCCCCAACAACGGCCGAUGGUCCACUUUCGGUUCUCAAUAGAAGACUAGUCCAGACCUGGGACUCUCUUUGCGCUCGAUAUUCUGGCUCGCGUGAAAGAGGGUCCAGUAUUUAUUGGCAAGAAAAGCGUGCGCGAGGCGGCGUCUUCCUGCCGGCGUCGUGGAUCUAAAUCACUCUAAAACCAAAACUAUAAAACAUAAGCUAGAUCACUAAGGUGUGUAGCCAAAUCUGACAAUAAACGUCUCGUGGCGAUACGGAGAUACUACAAAGGCAUAGAAAAAAAUCCAUCUUUGUUCUUUCGUUUCUUUAGGUUUUUUUUUUUUCAUAAGCCAUGUAAAGGGGGAGAGUCCUCUGCUGUUCUCUUCUAUUUUGCUUGUCUAGCCCCCCACUCCACUCCCCGAAGGGGCGAGCUCUCGUAGACGUUCGUCACAAGCUGUUAACCUGGCACUACGCCACCAAUUGAGCAUGAACGAGUCUAGCGACAAGUCGCUUUGGAAAUCUGUUAAAAUAUAACCAACUAAAACCACUAUCUACGAUCUCUGGCUUCUUGAGAAGGUGUAUGGUGGCUUGAUACAGUUCCCUACAUUUGAUACGAAGAGGAAUCACAAGCCGUCAAAAAAGCCAAAUUUACAGAGCGGAAGUUGCAACGAAUGAAGUCUACCGAUCAUGGCUACCAAGUUCGAGCCAGAUUUUUUGCAUUCCCCGGCCGUAAUUUUGGAUUUUAAAGUUUUGCGUGAAAUUUCAUGUCUUCUUUGUACUCAAGGAGCUUUAGUUAACUGGAAACAUGUGGCCUGCGAACUUGGUUACUCUACUUCCGAGAUUACGGGAGAAUUUUCGAACUACAAUGGAUGCUUGCCCGCCGAGAGAGUGUUGUUAGAUUUUAUUCAUCGAAAAGGGGGGCGGAUACAGGAACUAGUAGACGUAUUUACCAAUCUAGAGCUUGCUGCAUGUCUUCAAGAGCUCGAAGCCUCCCAAAAAAGUGUAAAUGGUACAAACUGUGAAAAUGACAGUACAAAUAAUGCAAUAGAGCCAACAGCUGUUGAUUAUGGUAUCUCUGGUGAUGAAAAUUUAGAGCACAAAAAUGAGAUGAAAAAUCAGGAACUGGACAUUUUACGUGAAGAAAAGGAUUUAGAUGAGGAAAUCAAACCUGACACCACCAUUCUUGCUGCAUCUGAGCAGAAUGUAGCUGGGGGAUCAUUAAAGAAACAAGUUUGUAGUGAAACAGAAAACGGCGCUGUCAUGUCUAACCAGCAAGGAAUAGCCCCUUCCAACAAAGAGCAUACUGUCUGCCAACAUGAAGUUUUGAAUAACCAGUCCGUAGACAAUGGUUUCCCCACCAUUGUUGACUUUCCAGAGAGACCAUGUUUUAAUCGUUCUAAGUCGGUGCCACACAAGUCACCCUUCAAAGGGUUUAAAAAUAUUUUCAAAAGAUCUAGAUCUGUUGACUCAAGCAAGCUUCCGAGCUGCAAUGAAAACCCGGUUAUGAAAAAAAGACAUUCAAAAUCAUUUUCUUUUUGGAAAAAAAAUCAUAGGGACAAUAAACAACUAAAAGGCUCAUCAGUGAGGAAGGAGAAAGAGGUCCUGAAAAUAGACAUAUCUCCUGAUUCAGAUGGCAGUCCAAGCAUGCCAAGCCAAAUGGCAAAACCAUCAUCUACAACUUCUAUAGAGUCUGGAUAUAAGGCAGAAGACCAUGUUUUUCCUCAACUGCCACCUAAAUCCAGCACCAUAUAUGAGAACUCAAAAAAGAAGAUUUAUAUAAUCUGUGCUAGAGAUGAUCCAAAGAUCUUUGAGGAGGCUCUCAAGCUUUUUUGGCAGUUUCAAGUUGAGAAAGGCUAUCAGUGCCACAUGAGUUGUAUUGAUUACCAAGACUUCUGCUGCAAUCCAAACCGUUAUGUUUAUCAACAAAUACUCACUGCUGAUAAUGUAUUUCUUUGUGUCUCUGAGAAGUUGAAAGAGACAUUCGAGGCGAACAUGGAUGGGAUGAAGAGCUUUGAUGAUGACGAUGGACAGACCUUGAGGUUCUCAUCUGAUUUGAUCAUGGGUGAUGUGGCUAGCAAAGGAUGUAACGAAAAGGGCAAGUUUAUGACAAUCCUGCUAAGUGACGACUCUGACCAGCACAUUCCUCUCCUGAUGAGAAACUACUGCAAGUAUAAGUGGCCGUUACAAGAACGGAAGAUGGAGAAUACCAUCCACGGAAGAGCAGACGUUGAAAUGCCGCCCGUCAACAACACUCGCAAAGCACCUUCUCAGAAGGUUUCCACGGCUAAUGGCAUAAAGUCUGUCAUUGCUUCAAGAUGAAAAAGGAAACAAAACUGACAGAGAGCCGAAGUUUUUAGAGACGUAGAGAAGUUAGAAAGUUUACUUUGUUGAAAAUCAGGCUGCAUGAUUACACUACUGAUAGUAAAAUACUGUACAAGAAAAUGUAGUCAAAUAACGACUAGGAUUUUUACAAAUAACGCACUUAGAUGAAAAAAAAAAGUUCAAUCAUACAUCUAAAAGACUUUGAAAGGCAUAAUGUAUUUACAUAAAACCAUAAAUUAAAUGUUUAUAGUGUACAAUAUAUUCAAGUCACAUACAGCAGAAGCAGUAUUUUUCGCGGCGAUUUUGUGGAGCUAAGACUCCGAAAAACCGUUUGUUUUCAUAACGGGUUUUUUCUUGCGAGGGAAAACCUACGGACCGACGGUACUGUAGGUUACUGUAUCCAUAUUUCUUUAGUUGCCAAAUAUGCAUUUGGCGUAAAGGCCAUUAGUUGUAAAUAUAAAUUGUGAUACACUCUUGUAAACAUAAUUGUUGAAUUAAAAAUUGUUGGCCAUAAAGUGA